UAUAUAGGGGUCCUCUCUGACCAGCCUUAUCAGACGACUGCUCUGUGCAACAGCAAGCAUACUGUGCAAGAAACCAUUUUGAAUUUGGAUGGGAAAAGUUCACGACAGGCGCCAAAAAGAGGAGAAUAAAAGCUAACAGAGGGGGAUUGGGACAUAGUGAGGUGAAGCAAAGGAUUUGCUUGCACUAUACAAAGUGAGUAACAGCAGGGACCAUUCCAGUUGGAAACUAAAAGGAUAAGAGACAAGAGAGGAGAGGACAAAAAGGACACACAGCAAAGGAUACUGCUCUUUUACUGGAUUGGAGCAUUCUCUUGGAUUUCUCACUUCCCUCCUCCUGGGCUGACAGCAGAGGAGGAGGCAGAGCCACAGCCACUGCAGUGAUGAAGUUCAACUACCAUGUACCGGUGUCAACGUACACACGCACCUCACAGUACACACCAACAUACCACACACCUACCUAUUACACCCCCUCACAUUACACACCAACGCACCACACGUCCACAUAUGCUUCUACAACAAAAUACACCCCGACACAGUACAGCACAACACAUUACACUCCAUCACACUACACGUCCACUUACAAAUCUGCAUCAACAUACGUUCCUUCAUAUAGCAAAGGGUCACGGUACAGUUCAACACAUCGCACACAAGCACAGGAGAAGCCUGCGCCUGCUAUACCGGUCGCACCUGCUAAAAGAACUGUGCACUUCCCCAAUGACAUCAUCUUCCAGGAUAUUGUAAGACGAGGAGAUUUGGAGCAAAUUGGUCGGUUCAUGAGAGCGAGGAAAGUUCGUGUGGAUACAAUCUUUCACUCAGGUAUGGCAGCACUACAUGAGGCUGUGCUAACAGGAAACCUGGACGUGGUGAAGCUGCUGGUGAAAUAUGGCGCUGAUGUUCACCAGAGGGACGAAGAUGGCUGGACGCCACUUCACAUGGCCUGCAGCGAUGGCUACCCAGAAAUUGCAAGAUAUCUGCUGUCGAUGGGAGCCAACACAGAGGCAGAGAAUGAAAGCGGAGAGAAACCUGUGGACCUCAUCGACCCAGACUGCAAAGAGCUGGCCAAAUUGUUUGAGACUGGCUGUGUGUGACCAGACACUAUAUGGACCCAAGAGACAACAGCAAGAGAGAAGACAGAGAGAAGAGCCGCCUCUUGGAAAAGAUUUUUUUUAAAAAACAGUACACAGGGUGGAGGAACAUAGCUCAGGCCAUGUCACUCAUCCUGUAAAGGAAGACAGUGGGUCUGUUUGUUGGUUUCAAAAGUGUAGCACAAAUUUUUAUUAUAGCCAUGAAGCAAUACUCCUUUUCUGGUGGUUUCUGUAAUAUUUUGUUUUAUUUUACUUUAUUUUGUGCAUUUGUGUAUUUGCCAUACCGCCCGUGUCUACUCUGCAAAUAUCACAACUCAUGUAACAUAAUGCCAACUAUGUGUCACUGAACUGAAAUGUCAUCCUUACUUCAUAUGUACAGUCCUUUCUGAGGAAAAUUAGAUUCAUUUCUAUCCUCAUGAAUAUUUAUUUUUGAGUAGCUGGCAGCCUGUAUUAUUUCCAGACUAUGGACACACUGUAUACUGAAUUUUCAACACACAAUUUGGGCCGAGAUGUUUGUGUCUUAUACAAAGAGUUAUGUAUCCUCACUGCUGGGCAGAAAGAGGAUCAUCCAAAUUAAUAAUUGAUACUGCACUGAUAGGCCAGAAGAACAUUGAGUUUAUGCUGUACAAGCACUUCUACUGUUGCAGUAUUUCCUCCCUUAUGUAUUGCUUUUAUUUUUUUUCUGUAGUAGAAAUGCGAAUAUCAGCGAUGAAAGUCUUAUAAUUUUCUCUUCAACAAUUAUUUUUGUACAUUUUCAUAAAUAAAGAAACCUUUUAUAAAUAUGA
Molecule: messenger RNA, 1870 nt
Organism: Lates calcarifer (barramundi perch)
Lineage: Eukaryota; Metazoa; Chordata; Actinopteri; Centropomidae
Gene: ppp1r27a
Product: protein phosphatase 1, regulatory subunit 27a
Molecular function (GO): phosphatase binding
Source: RefSeq, a predicted model, not a curated record